This is a messenger RNA of Lytechinus variegatus (green sea urchin), 2024 nucleotides long. RefSeq names its product RYamide receptor-like. Gene Ontology annotation, cellular component: plasma membrane. Lineage: Eukaryota; Metazoa; Echinodermata; Echinoidea; Temnopleuroida; Toxopneustidae. Gene Ontology annotation, biological process: G protein-coupled receptor signaling pathway. Gene Ontology annotation, molecular function: tachykinin receptor activity. The record is from RefSeq and is a predicted model, not a curated record.
CCUUGGAUGUCCAGAUAAGUGGCUGGAAGUGUGACGGUAUUUGCUGGAGAACCAAUUUAAUUAUUCUCCAUGGCAAUUUUCAGUAACACGUGAUUUGAUGGUUCACGCUAAAGGAUGUUAAGUUUUUGUUCCAGUCGGAUUCCAAAGAGCAGAUGAACAGACUGUAUCCACUAACACACAUGGGGUUCACCCACCACGAUAAGUUCGAGAGUACUUUCAUUUCAACAUAUAAACUGCGACACUAAACCUAUUCAAAGUCAGGCAAUCCUGUCGGAAGAAAGGGCAGGCAGUAACGUGAUCCUGAGCGAAGUGUAUAAUUACUUCUGAAGGGAGAGGGAAAAAAUACCUUUCUAAAAUUGGAAUUAAAUUCUGAAUUUCUAAAGGCCAAAAAUAUUGAAAAUCGUUUUAAGAUGGAGUCUUUCAUUGUGAUAAUGAACUCCUCUGUACCCCCUGAUAACUACUCCAUGAUAUCUGGCCAGAACUACUCGGAAAUAAGGGAUCUCUACAAGGAGCCACCAUGGAUACAAGCGAUAUACGGUUUACUUUUUACACUUGUGACUGUAUUGGGCGUUGGCGGGAAUUCAAUUGUUUGUUACAUUGUUCUCGGACAUGCGCGCAUGCGCACUGUUACAAACUAUUCCAUUGUAAAUUUAGCGGUAAGUGAUAUCCUCAUGGCCGUCAUGUGCGUCAACUUUUCAUUUUACGCAGCAAUGUACAUGACGUGGCCCUUCGGAGAGUUCAUGUGUAAAGCAGUAUCGUACAUACAAAGUGUUUCAGUAUCUGUUAGUAUUUUUACAUUGGUAUCCAUCAGCGUGGACCGUUACAUAGCGAUAUGUCAUCCUCUAGUUCUGCGCAUGGGAUCAUCACAGGCGUUAGCAGUCAUUGCGGUUAUCUGGGUGGUCGCAUGCGUGGUGGCGUUACCAUCUUUGAUAUUCUCCACAGUCGGCGUAGAGGGCGACUCAACAUUCUGUUCUGAAAGUAACUGGGAACAAUCUAAAAUAUACACAUAUGUCUUGAUGGGCAUACAAUACUUCGUACCACUCUGUGUCUUGGCUGUUGCCUAUGGAAGGAUUGGUUAUGUAAUCUGGAGCAGACGAACGCCAGGAGAAACACAAGCGAGCAGGGACAAGAGAAUUAAUGAAUCAAAGACAAAGCUCGUCAAGAUGUUUGCCAUGGUUGUUCUUCUCUUUGCAUUGUGCUAUCUACCAAUACAUUCCUUCAACAUCCUUCAGGAGGUGUACGAGAAUGUCCUUUACUAUCGCUACAUCAAGCUGGUUUACCUCACCGUUCUCCUGGCGGCAAUGAGCAACUGCGUCUACAACCCCUUCAUCUAUUGCUGGAUGAACGCUAAGUUCCGCAACGGCUUUAGACACGUGUUCCGUUUCCUACCCUGCGUGCAUUACGACAACCAAUGGAAAGUGAUAGCGCACCUGGAACGUGGUAACACCGCAAUGACACAAUUAACGACGUCGCCGUCCCGUCGGCUUCGCAGUGGUCCGUCGGACGCAAAGCAUUGCUGGCCCGAGCAUUGCUAUGAGUCGCUAAGCAACGGGGAUGGUAGUCCACUAAGGAAUAAAGUGGUUGCGGUCUGAGAAGAACGAUAAUAAUGAUAAUCGUGAAGACUAACGAUUAACUCUGGAAACUCUACACGUUGAAACGGAACAACAUUACAAUAUUGUCAUCGACGAAAAUACACCAUGGUUGCUUUCUGCCUUAACUAUAUCACACGUUGUUGUUCAAAAUGGAAAGUGUCCCACGAGUAUAGAUAUAUACAUGUAGUUAGUUUUUGCUAUGAACAGGUGUAAUUUAUGAGGUGAUACUCAUUAUUACUCUGCACGUUGAAAUUGAUGGCCAGAUGUCAUCUUGUUCCCCGUGUUUAAUGCCGUCUAAGGACAUGGAGGUUUUGGGAAAAACCGAUUGAUUUUCUGUUAUCCAUUACUGUUGAUUCUAUUACUACUGUACUGUAUACUAUCAUGACUAGUACUACAACUAAUACUCUACUACUGCUACUACUACCACUACCA